Messenger RNA from Manihot esculenta (cassava), 2670 nucleotides. RefSeq names its product serine/threonine-protein kinase OSR1. Gene Ontology annotation, molecular function: protein serine/threonine kinase activator activity; protein kinase activity; ATP binding. The transcript has 21 exons. The coding region runs from base 302 to 2347 and encodes 681 amino acids. NCBI's taxonomy places the organism in Eukaryota, Viridiplantae, Streptophyta, Magnoliopsida, Malpighiales, Euphorbiaceae. Gene Ontology annotation, biological process: protein phosphorylation. The record is from RefSeq and is a predicted model, not a curated record.
UGGCGCAAAGUUUGAGCGGCUAUCCGAUAGCUCCGCUUUCUCUCAUAUUUCACGGGGAAUUUCUCAUCAAUGCUCCCUCUCCUCUCUCUGCUUUUCUUUCCUUUCUUUUCACUUCUCUCUCUGUCUCUCUCAUUCAUGUGAAUUCUUUCUUAUCUUUUCAGCUAAUGGAUGAUAUUAUCGUUAUAAUUUCCUCUUACUCUACGUAAUUUGCCUCAGUUUCGGAUCUCUUCAUCGUCUCUCAGCUCCAGAUCAUUUUCAGGUUGUUUUUGCGCAAUCUUUUUUUUUUUCCGGUUUGUGAGUAAUGGAGAAGAAGAAGUAUCCGAUUGGACGGGAGUUUUACGUUCUGUAUGAGGAGGUUGGGCAAGGUGUGAGUGCUUCAGUGCAUCGGGCUUUGUGUAUUCCAUUUGAUGAGAUUGUUGCAAUCAAGAUUCUUGACUUUGAACGCGAAAAUUGUGAUCUGAGUACUAUUUCUCGUGAGGUACAAACAAUGAUCUUGGUUGACCAUCCAAAUGUUCUCAAAUCAAAUUGUUCCUUUGUCAAUGAUCAUAAUCUGUGGGUUGUCAUGCCAUUCAUGGCCGGGGGUUCUUGUCUUCAUAUAUUGAAAGCUACUCAUCCAGAUGGUUUUGAGGAGGUGGUGAUAGCAACAAUAUUACGUGAGGUGUUGAAGGGUUUAGAGUAUCUUCAUCAUCAUGGGCACAUACAUCGAGAUGUUAAAGCGGGGAACAUUCUCAUUGAUACACGUGGUGCUAUCAAGUUGGGAGAUUUUGGUGUUUCUGCUUGCCUUUUUGAUUCAGGUGAUAGGCAACGCAUGAGGAAUACCUUUGUGGGGACGCCUUGCUGGAUGGCACCUGAGGUCAUGGAGCAAUUACAUGGAUAUGACUUCAAGGCUGAUAUUUGGUCAUUUGGGAUAACUGCCUUAGAGCUUGCUCAUGGGCAUGCUCCAUUCUCAAAAUAUCCUCCAAUGAAGGUAUUGCUUAUGACUUUGCAAAAUGCACCACCCGGCCUAGAUUACGAAAGAGAUAAGAAGUUCUCUAAGUCUUUUAAGCAGAUGACUGCUAGUUGCUUGGUAAAAGAUCCUUCGAAAAGGCCAUCUGCGAAGAAGUUGUUAAAGCAUUCUUUUUUUAAGCAAGCUAGGUCAAAUGAUUACAUAUUGCGGACACUUUUGGAGGGGUUGCCUGCUCUUGGUGAUCGAAUUAAGGCAUUGAAGAGAAAAGAAGAGGAUAUGCUUGCGCAAAAGAAGAUGCCAGAUGGGCAGAAGGAGGAAAUAUCACAGAAUGAAUAUAAACGAGGAAUUAGUGGUUGGAACUUCAAUCUUGAAGAUAUGAAGGCUCAAGCUUCCCUGAUACAAGAUGUUGAAGACCCUAUAGCUGAUAACAAUCUGGGAGGAAGCUCAAGUUCAUUGCCUACGCUCAAUGCCAUUGAAAAGAAAUUAGAGUCUCAGCACUCCUCCUUGGGACAAAUUGCAGAAGUGGAUGAUAAUGAUCCGAUACAAAGUCGACCACCUCUCCUUCGAUCAGUCAACUCGUCUGUAAACAUUGCGAAAGUUAAAAGUGAAAAAUCUGAUGAUGAUUCCAGUAUUGCAAGUCCAUGUGAACAAUAUGCUCCACAUUUUUCUUCACCCCAUGAUGAUAUUGUGGAAAACGAUGCAUGCAAAAAAUCUAUUUUUGAGAUCAAUGGAAAAUCAAUGGAGGUCACAGCUUCUCAACAGAAAUUAGGAGGUUCAUUAUGUGGCUCUACUUUACCAGAAAUUUUAGUUCCUCCUAAUAAAGCAGAAAGUGAUAAGUUUCCAAAUCAACCACAAACUAAUUCAAGUCCAGAAGGAGAGGUUACACUUUCUAAAGCAGCAAAAUUACCAGUGGCACCUAACAGUGAUGAAUUUGAUGAGAAAGCAAAACCACCUGUUGUUCAGCAAAGGGGACGUUUCAAAGUCACUUCGGAGAGUGUUGGUAUAGAAAAGGCCGUUCCACUGCCCAUAUUGCAAAAGAGCCAUAGUAUGCAGGUUCGUAGUUUUGAGGUACUUCAUCAACAUCCUAUGGUGUCUAUACCAUCAGCAUCUGAUGCUGCACCAUCAACUGUUUCUGGUCAUUCUCUGUUUCCAAUGUUGAAUUCUGUUUUGCAGACAAAUAUUCUUCAGAGGGAUACUAUUCUUAAUCUAAUGAAGCAAGUUUCGGGUAGCGACAAUUCAGCCAACCGUGCCAUUGAUGGAGGAUCCGCAGAGAGAUCUUUGCUAGAAGCAGCUCAUGACAGGGAAAAAGAGUUACUUCAUGAAAUAACAGAGUUGCAGUGGAGGCUUAUAUGUGCUCAAGAGGAACUCCAAAAACAUAGAACAGAAAAUGCUCAGAUAUGAUUUCAGUAUUGAAGUAGCAGCUGCAUGAAUAUACAACAAUUUUUUAGUCGAUUGAAUUUCUUAAAAGAGUGGAAGGAAAAUACAGAAUGAUGAAGGAGACAUGGUUUAACGUUGUUAGUUGAUUAUCAUGUGUAGUAUAGAUUUGUUUUGUUAUGGGUUUAGGCAGGAGAAACAUAAACACAUAGUUAUUACUCAACUUGUGCAGAUUACGUAAAGAUACUAUAAGUUGUACAUGAUUGAUAUUAUCCUUUCCAGUCCAACUUGGGAGUUGUAAAUAUAUCUUGGAUAUUAAUAAUAGGAAGAUUUACUAUUCGAUUCCUAAA